GGGAAGUUUCAUGGUCAUCCCAUACUUCCCCAGUCUGAUGCUUUGAGCAGAAAAUAUUACUGGCUCUGGGUGGCCAACGAUGAGAACUGCGGCAUCUGCCGGAUGGCAUUCAAUGGCUGCUGCCCCGACUGCAAGGUCCCGGGAGACGACUGCCCGCUGGUCUGGGGCCAGUGCUCCCACUGCUUCCACAUGCACUGCAUCCUCAAGUGGCUCAACGUGCAGCAGGUGCAGCAGCACUGCCCCAUGUGCCGGCAGGAGUGGAAGUUCAAGGAGUGAGCGCCCGGCCACCCCCCGCGCCGGGCCAAGAUGACUUGGG
Messenger RNA from Oryctolagus cuniculus (rabbit), 316 nucleotides. Lineage: Eukaryota; Metazoa; Chordata; Mammalia; Lagomorpha; Leporidae. The record is from RefSeq and is a predicted model, not a curated record.